UUUUCCUGAUCAUUCUUACCUUUUCACUCAGGAGCCACAACUAACUUUUUCAUUUGGGACUCAGGUCAGGAGUCUCUCCAAAGAUUUUCUCUGUGAUCCACCAGGUUUCAUUCCCUGGCUAAUUCAUCACAAGUACGUAUUUACUAACAGAAAUGAUGAUGACUUUUCCAGUCUCCUCACAGGGCAGAUAUCUGAUUUUCCUCUUCAUCCAGUUGCCCAUGCUGGACUCAGCUCGGUUUGAUGUGAUUGGGCCUACUGAACCCAUCCUGGCCAUGGUUGGGGAAGAUAUUGAUUUACCCUGUCACCUCUCACCCAACAUAAGUGCUAAGAAUAUGGAGCUGAGGUGGUAUAGAAAGAAGAUCUCUCCAGCAGUAUAUGUGUAUCAGAAAGAAAAGGACCAAGGAGGAGAUCAAAUUAAGGAGUUUCAAGGGAGAACAACAUUUGUUCAAGACAAUAUCACUGAGGGGAAUGUGGCUGUGACAAUCCACAACGUCAGAGCUUCCGAUGAUGGACAAUAUCGCUGCUUUUUCAAAGAUGACCAAAUGUAUGAAGAAGCUAUCAUAGAGCUGAAAGUGGCAAGUCUGGGCUCUGAUCCUCACAUUCACAUGGAAGCUUAUGGAGAUGAAGGCAUUCUCCUAGAGUGCACAUCAGUUGGAUGGUACCCAGUGCCCCAGGUGCUAUGGAAAGAUCUAAAAGGAGAGAUAUUACCACUUUUAUCUUUGUCCCAGACACCUAAUGAAGAUGGCCUAAUUACUGUAGAAGCCUCUGUGGCUAUCAGAGACUAUUCUGUGGGAAGUGUAUCUUGUUCCAUUCGAAACCCUCUCCUCAAUCUGGAGAAGGUGGUAAGGAUUUCCAUACCAGAUCCUGUCUUCUCAAGGUUAUCUCCUUGGAUUUUGUCUAUGGCUGUUAUUCUUACUGCUCUUGGACUUCUCACUAUUGGAGCCAUAUUCUUCAUCUGGAAACUACAUAGAAACAAAAAUGGAGAAAAAGAGAAUAAAUCCUUAAGCAAAGGAUGGAAAAAGGCUCAGUUACAUGCAGUUAAUGUAACUCUGGAUCCAGACACUGCUCAUCCCCAUCUCUUCCUAUAUGAGGGUUUGAAAUCCAUCAGGUUGGAGGACACACGACAGAAGCUUCCUGACAAGCCUGAGAGAUUUGAUUCCUGGCCUUGUGUACUAGGCCGGGAAGGCUUCACCUCAGGGAAACACUACUGGGAAGUAGAAGUGGGAGAUAGAACUGAUUGGGCUAUAGGAGUUUGUAAGGAGAAUGUGACAAAGAAAGGAUUUGAUCCCAUGACCCCUGAGAAUGGGUUUUGGGCUGUGGAGUUGUAUGGAAAUGGAUAUUGGGCUCUUACCCCACUCCGGACCCCCCUUCCUCUAACAGGACCUCCUCGCCGUAUAGGGGUGUUUUUGGACUAUGAAUCCGGACAUAUUUCCUUCUAUGACAUGACUAAUGGAUCACACAUCUAUACUUUCCCCCAAGCCUCCUUUUCUGGGACUCUCCGGCCUUUCUUUUGUCUUUGGUCUUGUGGUAAAAAGCCCCUUACUAUUUGUCCAAUAUUUGAUGGACCAGAUGAAGUCACUAUCAUUGCUAAUCCCCCUAUCCCUUCUAAGAAGAGCCUAGUGACCCCCACAAGUGAAAAAUCAAUUUUAUGGGACACAGAUUCUCCCCAAAGUUCCAAUUCUAAAAUAUUUCCAAUUCAACCUAAUAAUGGGGUCCUGGAACAUUAGGAACCACUCUGUGCUCCCUUUCAUUUUCACUCUUCCUCUUUUAGGUCUAUAGUUGCCUUCAUUAUCUGGCUUAUCUAUUGCUACCCAUGAGGUAGUGAACAGGUUUGGGGAAACUCCAUAAAGGUUUACCCAGAUAGGGAGGGGAAUAUAAAGAAGGCAAAAUUUAAACUGCUUUUAUAAUAGCUAGGGUGAGAAUUUUUCUAACCUAUUGCUUCAGUAUCAGCUAGGUAUCGAUAAAUAAGAGUUGAGGGAGUGGAUUAGGUAGGAUUACAUAAAAGAGUAUUCUUGGUGCUGUGAAUAGGGAAAUUUUGAAGAACAAAGACUUAAAACAGCAAAGAGACCAAAUGGUACAUAGGAAAUGCUAGAAAAAAUAUCACAAAUAAACAGGUUUAGUUCACAGAACUAUAUUGGGAACAAGAGUAAG
Molecule: messenger RNA, 2151 nt
Organism: Sarcophilus harrisii (Tasmanian devil)
Lineage: Eukaryota; Metazoa; Chordata; Mammalia; Dasyuromorphia; Dasyuridae
Gene: BTN1A1
Product: butyrophilin subfamily 1 member A1
Exons: 7
Coding region: 153-1727 (524 amino acids)
Biological process (GO): regulation of cytokine production; T cell receptor signaling pathway
Cellular component (GO): external side of plasma membrane
Molecular function (GO): signaling receptor binding
Source: RefSeq, a predicted model, not a curated record